Zootermopsis nevadensis is the source of this 1462-nucleotide messenger RNA. RefSeq lists its product as uncharacterized. Lineage: Eukaryota; Metazoa; Arthropoda; Insecta; Blattodea; Termopsidae. The record is from RefSeq and is a predicted model, not a curated record.
UUCUUCAAAACAGUCUUGUAAGUUCUGAGAUUUUUGAUGAGAAGUAAUGUACAUUGAAGAUAUUUACAGCGAUGUGCUAUUAUGGCGAAGUAAAAAAUACUAUUACAGGAGUCAAUCCCUUACUAAACAUACUUUACUAAAUUUUAUCACAUUUAUAACAAACUCCGUUAACAGGGCCAUACUCGCCAUUUAGCUUGUUAUCUGUGCCACAGGUUUUCAAACAUCUGUGCUUCUCCUUGUGUUCCAAAUAUUGAGCGGCUUUAGAGUUUAAAUUCGAAAAUUCUUAACAGUUUUGAACAAACAAUAUUAUAUGAUAUUGAAUGAUCAUUAGUAUUAUCUGUAAUUUCACACAGUUACUUCAUAAGUACAUCUGGUACGCUUGUAGGUUAUCUAUGCAAGUGACAAUUCUGUAAAGCGUGACCCAAAUUGAUUAGUGAAUAUAACUUUUACAUCGGUGGCAGGAUUUCCUAUUAAGACCAGGAAAAUGAUUAACUCAGCACACAUGAGAGAGUCUCUUGGUCCCACAGCAAGAGGCAGUUAUCUUAAAUCUGAAGACAUUUCUGAGUCACCUAAAGUGGAAGAACCUAUGAAGAAGCUGCAUAGGCUGCGUCUUUUGUCAGAUGACCCAAGAUCACCUUCUUCUGGGAUUCUUCGAACACCAAUACAGGUGGAAUCCACCCCUGAAGAUGUUUAUUACAAGAGUGAUGAAGAAGAAUCUAGUCCAGCUGAUUGCCUGUUUACUGAUACAUCACUGGAGGAUCUAGUUUUACAUCCAUCUAUCAACUCGGGCAACAAACCCAGGUUUAGCUUGCUUGAUCCAGGAUUGCCAAGUGAAGAAUCUGCUCAUACCCAAAAUCAACUGGAUGACCCAUCACACUCACUGAAUCAUCAGACAGCUGAUGCAUGUGUAACAUCACAAUCAGGAGACUUGGAAUCUAAUUGUAACGCUGAAGAUCCAGGAGAUGUAAGAGAGACCCAGUUAAAUUGCAGGAAGCCUGUUGUUGGAACAAUGACACCCAUGAAGUCAAACAAAACAAAUGAAGACUGUCUUAUCAGAAAGUUGUUUAAUGACCCUGAUUCCAAAGAACAUCUGAUGCAGGCUUCUCCCAAGGCACGUACUCCAUUGCAGACUGUGUCUGCCAACGGAAUCACGCCACAGCAGAUCCUGCGAGUCAAACAAUCUCGUGGAAUAAACCAGGAGAUAGGACGCCUGUCUGGGAUCGAGAACACUCCACCAGACACUCUCAACAUACGUGGCACACUCACAAAAAACAAGCAGCCACAAAAAUACAACAUGUCUUCAAGCUGGGAACCAGAGAACACUAUUAUACUUUGAGAAGAUUAUGAAUUCUGCUGUCAUGAAAUUUUAUGAAUAUGCCUUGUAUGUGCUGAUUUGUAUAACAUAUAUAUAAUUGUGUGGUAGUUAGUAAUUUUAUUAAAUUCUGAGCAGUUUUAUACAACA